Hibiscus syriacus is the source of this 1414-nucleotide messenger RNA. RefSeq lists its product as uncharacterized. Gene Ontology annotation, cellular component: chloroplast. Gene Ontology annotation, biological process: regulation of DNA-templated transcription; chloroplast organization. The transcript has 2 exons. The coding region runs from base 361 to 1284 and encodes 307 amino acids. Gene Ontology annotation, molecular function: double-stranded DNA binding. The record is from RefSeq and is a predicted model, not a curated record. Lineage: Eukaryota; Viridiplantae; Streptophyta; Magnoliopsida; Malvales; Malvaceae.
UCUUCCUUCGAACUCAGAAUUCGCCCCCAUUCUCAAAUCCAUCUUUGCCCCCUCUUAAAACAAGGUAAAUCCUUUGCCUUUUUAAGUUAAUUACACUUUCCCAAUGAUUUACUUUCUCUGCAAAACAGUUCUCCAUGGGAAAAACGUAGUUACAGCCACUCAAAGUCACAAACUUUUAGGACUAUCACAGUCUCUAAUUCUCAGAUACCUUACAAGUUCUUUAAAGGAGAAUUCAUUUACAGUUUCAUAUCUCAAAAAACAAAUGUGGGUUGUCCUUAGAAUCUGCUUUAAAAGCCUCCAAAUCUGUUCAUUUUGAAUCCCCAGAGAAGCCUGACUGUGUCAUUGAGGUGCUCAAGAACCAUGGUUUCUCAAAACCCCAAAUCAUCCGCCUCAUCAACAAACGCCCACAGCUGCUUACCUCAGAUGCUAAAAGAAUCAUUUUUGCCCAAACUUGAGUUUUUAAUUUCUAAAGGUGUUUCAAUGCCUGACCUUGCCUCUAUCUGCUCUAGUAACCCAAGUCUCUUUACCUUAAGCUUAGAAAAUCAGAUAAUCCCGUCUUAUGAUUUCCUUAGUACUGUGCUUAAGCCUGAAGAGAAGAUUUUCCGUGCUAUGAAACGCUAUCCGCGCCUUAUGGGAUACAAUCCUUAUGAUAUUUUGUCAUCCAAUAUCAAUACAUUACUGGAUAAUGGAGUUGCUGAGUGUAAUAUUGCUUCAGCACUUUGUUCACUGCCUUCAACAUUUGUUAGAAGUCCGAAUAAGUUCAAGGAUAUGGUAGAGGAAGCAAAGGGUAUGGGAUUUAAUCCUUCUAAGCCAAUGUUUAUGGUAGCACUCUAUGCAAUGAGUUCUAUGAGUAAAUUGACAUGGAAGAGGAAGAUUGAACUUCUUAAGAAGCUUGGUUGGUCCGAGGUAGAGAUUAUCGAAGCUUUUCGUAGGUAUCCCACAUUCGUGAGAGUGUCUGAAGAUAAAAUCGUGAUGACAAUGGAUUUCCUCGUGAACAAAAUGGGUCUUUCGCCUAGUGUUAUUGCAAAGCGUCCCCGACUACUGUUGAUGAGCAUGGAGAAAAAGAUUGCUCCGAGGGGUCUGUUUGCUCUAGAUUUGUUGUCCAAAGGUGUUAUCAAGCGUAUUAACUUGCAUGCAUUGUUGGGGCCUUCGGAUCAUGUGUUUAUCGAACACUUUAUCAACCGCCAUAAAUCGGAAGCAUCUCAGCUGUUAAAGUUAUAUCAUGAAAAGUUGGAUCUUUCAAAGAACUGGAGAGUGGAUGGUUGCAAGCUGCAGCAUUUAUAGGCUAUUGACAUCAAAAGGUUCAAAAUUACUACUGUUCCUUUGAUUCGGAUUCUUUUAAGCUAAACGUGCUUGACAUUUCCGCUAAGAAUGCUGUUAAUACAAUCUUUUAGCUCUUUUCUUCUUGUUGCCA